Zalophus californianus (California sea lion) is the source of this 2843-nucleotide messenger RNA. It is a transcript of the gene FBXO5, whose product is annotated as F-box protein 5. Gene Ontology annotation, molecular function: protein binding. Gene Ontology annotation, biological process: regulation of mitotic nuclear division; negative regulation of meiotic nuclear division. The transcript is spliced from 5 exons. Lineage: Eukaryota; Metazoa; Chordata; Mammalia; Carnivora; Otariidae. The record is from RefSeq and is a predicted model, not a curated record. Gene Ontology annotation, cellular component: nucleus. The coding region runs from base 893 to 2230 and encodes 445 amino acids.
UCCCGCCAUCACCCCCGCGGGAAGGCCCUUGGGAAACGCAGCCCCAGGUCUGCAGCCGUACCAGCCGCUAGACCCGCCAUACGCGCAGGAAGCCACGCUCAUCCACCCACCGCAACCCGCUCCUUUGCCCGAGAGAAACGCAGGGGUCCCCAGCGCGCAAGCGCCACCCCGCCAACUCUGAAGCCACGGCCCGCCACAGACGCCUGCGCAAACGCAGAGGGCAGAAGGAGGGGCGAAACGGAGAGGGAGAGAGGAGCGCGCCUAAAUCCUAGAGAGGCGGGCUAAGAAGGGCUGGGGGGUGGGCUCGUCUUCCGGAAAGUUUGGAUUCCCGGACGAUCGGAGUCGCCGCUCACCAAACACCCGCUUGUGUGCUGAUCGAAGAAAGUCGGCUACCCUUUGUACCCACUGGAGAUCUUCAGACAGAAGCCGGAGCUGCCUUCAGGAUGAAAUUAGGACUUGCAGGACACCUCUUCCCAAGACGGAAGGAAGCUUGGCGGGUUCACGCAUGCGUGGUAGGCUACCUCCACGUGCGGCCUGGCCGCGGCCUCCCCGCGCUGGGAGGCCUCGCCCCUAGGCCCGCCCCCUCUCUCUGCAUCUUUCCGGACGCGCGGGGCCGGGGAGAAGGAGGGAGGUUGGGCCUCACAGCUCGGCCCCGCCCCGGCAGCCUCCAAUUGGGCGUGGGUGAGGACGCCCCCCUCCCGCCGCCUUCCUAUUGGGGCGCGCGUGCGAGCCACGCACCCCAUUGGGUCGUACGGAUUUGGGCACCAAAUUCAAAGAUUUUAAAAGUACCAGCUGGCGCCUUUUGGGAGAUACAGGUCUGUGAAUCGGACGACCGGGUCCUCUGCUGUGGUGGCUGUUUCCUCACCUGAGGCGGACCCCCACUUCCACCGGCAUGAGCCAGCGCGCUUGCCUCUGCUCCCCACGGCCCCCCUCCAGCUCCUGCCGCUGCAGCGCCCUGACAGCCGCCGGGCGCCCUCGCCCCUCAGACGGUUGUAAAGAAGAAAAUUCUACUCUUUCUGUCAAAAUGAAAUGUGAUUUUAACUAUGACCAUAUUCAUUCUGGACUUAAAUUGGUAAAGCCUGAUGACACUGGAAGACUAGGUUCCUGUCCUGCAUAUUUGGAAAGUUCUUAUGAAGACUGUAUUAAGGACUAUGUAAGGUUAUCAGAUAUUGGGUCACCAAUUGUGAGCCCCAGGAUUGUAGAACUUGAAACUGAAAAUGAAAACAAGCCCUUCCAUAACAAAGAAAAUCAACAUGUGCAACAAAUACUUAAUAGUUCAAAUGAAAUAGAAGAACUAGAGACCAGUAGACCUUAUGAAGACAGUGGCUAUUCUUCAUUUUCUCAGCAAAGUGGCUUCAAUGAACAUGAAGAGGGUAGCCUUCCCUUGGAAAAUUUCAGUGACAGUCCACAAUCCUGCCUACAGAUGCAAAGCCCAGACCAAUAUCCCAGCAAAAACUUGCUGCCGGCUCUUCAUUUUGCAAAAAUGGUUUGUUCAACAUUAAAAAAGAAUGCCAAGCAAAAUCCUAAAAUAGAUGGGGAGAAACUAAAGGAAUUUAUAUCCAGUGAAAAUUUUAAACUACAGAAUAUAAUUGGCAGGAAGAUGGGCCUAGAAUGUGUAGAUAUUCUCAGUGAACUCUUUCGAAGGGGACUCAGACAUCUCUUAGCAAAUAUUUUAACACAGCUCAAUGAUAUGGACUUAAUCAAUAUGUCUAAAGUGAGCACAACUUGGAAGAAGAUUCUAGAAGAUGAUAAAGGGGCAUUUCAGUUGUACAAUAAGGCAAUACAGAGAGUUACUGAAAAGAACAUUAAGCUUUCACCACAUGCUUCAACAAGAGAAUAUGUUAUGUUCAGAACCGCAUUAGCUUCUGUUCAAAAAUCAGCAGCCCAGACUUACACCCAAAAAGGUGCUCAAACCAAGUUAUCCGAUCCAGGUGAUCAGAAAGGUUCUACUUACAGCCGACACAAUGAAUUCUCUGAGGUUGCCAAGACUUUGAAAGGGAAUGAAAGCCUUAAAGCCUGUAUUCGCUGUAAUUCACCAGCAAAAUAUGAUUGCUAUUUACAGCGGGCGAUCUGUAAAAGAGAAGGCUGUGGGUUUGAUUAUUGUACAAGGUGUUUGUGUAAUUAUCAUACCACCAAAGAAUGUUCGAAUAGCAAACCCCUAAAAGCCAGUUAUAAAAUAGGUCCUCUACCUGGUACUAAAAAGAGCAAGAAGAAUUUACGACGAUUGUGAUGUCUUGAAAUCAAUUGUACCUGAUCAUGAAGGUUAGAAAAUGUUAGGUUUUAAUUUAAAAAACGUAAAUGUAUUUUCAUUUCCAAUUUUGUGUUGAAAUCAAUGUAGUACAUGGGAUUUUUUGCCCUGGUGAAUAAAGAGAGUAUACAGCCUCUUAAAUAUUUUACAAUUUAAUGUGAAAAAGUUUAAAAUUUGGUAUAAAUCAGAAAAUUAAAAUAUUUUAAGGAAAAAGGAAAACUCUGAUAUUUGUGAUUCAGGGAUAGAAUAAAACUGAUUCAAUUUUUAUGCUAAAGGAAAGCCAUGCAAUUUUACCUAGAUAAUCUUAAAUAUAUAUCUUGUUUACCAUCUAUUAACAUUUGAGACAUUUUAUUUGCCUUACCAAAUUAAUACCUAUCGAAAUAAUCUUCUGGAGUCUCUUAAUUUAAAUGUUUUGUCAUCUUUCUUUAACCUCUUUUUCAGUGUGUAUAUUUCCCAAAAAGUACUCUUUGUGAAAUCUUUUUCCUAUUUGUAAAGUCUGUAUGUUUUAAUAUUUUUGUACAUAUGUAAAUAUUUCUGUAUUUUUUUAUGUCAAAGUAAAAUAAAGAUCUCUUGUGUGUAUAUAUAUACAUGUAAA